Durio zibethinus is the source of this 1807-nucleotide messenger RNA. The record is from RefSeq and is a predicted model, not a curated record. NCBI's taxonomy places the organism in Eukaryota, Viridiplantae, Streptophyta, Magnoliopsida, Malvales, Malvaceae.
AUAUAAAAUUCAAGAGUACAUGUGAUUUCGAUAGGGGAAAAUCCCUGCAAAUCCAAAAGUCAAAAGUCUCCUGCUAUAAAUGAGAUACUAGUAUCUUUGAUUACAUGUUCUCGAGAAAACAAUUUUCUCGAGAAUUUGCAGAGAAACCCCCACCUAAACAAAAGGUGCUGGGGGCUUAUCUCGAAUGACUUCCUGCUCUUUGUCUACACGGAAAUGAUUUAUUUUGCUCUCCUCUUUAUAAGUCUGAAGCCCUGUUGCCACCUUCCCAAAGAGAGAAAGAAACACAAAAGCCUCACACUCAACAAAUCUCUCUAGCUCUAAGGGUAAUAAAAUAAACGAGGAAAACGUUAUUUGAAGACCCUUUUUCAUCUGUUUUUCGGAGCUUUAUUCACUUUUUUCAUUGAGGGGUUCAAUUUAGUUUUUGGGGUUGAGGUCGUUGUUUGGUAAAUUAAACGAUAAAGCCUUGUUGGAAGGAGAUGAAAAGCGAGGAUCAAGCAAGGUCUUUGUUUGGGAUUUCCCUUACAGAUAGACCAAAAUGGCAACAGUUUCUUAUUUGUUCAUCUGGGUUCUUCUUUGGUUACCUUGUUAAUGGCGUAUGUGAGGAAUAUGUGUAUAACAGGCUUCAGUUCAGCUAUGGAUGGUAUUUUACUUUUGUACAAGGAUUUGUUUACCUGAUAUUGAUACGGCUUCAAGGUUUUACUAUGAAGCAAAUGGUCAAUCCAUGGAAAACAUAUGUGAAACUUUCUGCUGUUCUCAUGGGUUCCCAUGGAUUAACCAAGGGUUCAUUGGCUUACCUGAACUACCCUGCACAAAUUAUGUUUAAAUCUACCAAGGUACUGCCAGUUAUGAUUAUGGGUGCCUUCAUCCCUGGCCUGAGAAGGAAAUAUCCAUUUCAUGAAUACAUCUCUGCUCUGCUUCUUGUUGUUGGUCUUAUCCUUUUCACCUUAGCGGAUGCCCAAACAUCUCCGAAUUUUAGCAUCAUUGGCAUUAUAAUGAUUUUGGGUGCUUUGAUUAUGGAUGCCUUUCUGGGUAAUUUCCAAGAAGCAAUUUUCACCAUGAAUCCUGGCACAACUCAGAUGGAGAUGUUGUUCUGCUCAACAGUAGUUGGGACUCCUUUCUUACUUGUGCCAAUGAUUCUAACAGGAGAGCUCGUUAGGGCCUGGAAUUCUUGUUCUCAGCAUCCAUAUGUGUAUGGGGUGUUGAUAUUUGAAGCCAUGGCCACAUUCGUUGGUCAAGUGUCUGUAUUAUCCCUCAUUGCUAUCUUCGGUGCUGCUACUACUGCGAUGAUAACAACUGCUAGAAAAGCUGUCACUUUGUUGCUGUCAUACAUGAUAUUUACAAAACCAUUAACUGAACAGCACGGGUCAGGGCUGUUGCUCAUAGCCAUGGGAAUCAUAUUGAAGAUGUUGCCAGAUAGUAAACCGGCACCUAGGAUUCCAGUAUCAAAUGUAAAUGCCAAGCAUCAUCCAGAAACCUCUCCCAAAGAAGAUGAAGAGAGAGAGCCCUUAGUCUGAAAAAUAAUGUGCAAUUAUUCAGGGCUCCAGCCCCUAGGUCAAGUUUGCCAUAUUUUUCUGUCUCUUUCAAAUGUUCUCCUAUUCAGUUCAGCAAUUCAUUUAUUUCCUUACUGCAUCACUUGCAUUAUAAACAAAAUAAAAAGGAAAAGGUUACUGUUGCUGUAGGCUGUAGCAUAUCUGUAAGAGUUGGUUGUACUCUUUGAUGCUACAAAGAGUUGAAUUGGUAAAUGGCCUAUCGUUGCACACGGAAAUGUUGGGGGGUCCUGAAAAAGCAGCUAUUGUUAGCAACAAAA